Priapulus caudatus is the source of this 1023-nucleotide messenger RNA. RefSeq names its product telomere repeats-binding bouquet formation protein 1-like. Bases 1 to 1023 code for a protein of 340 amino acids. NCBI's taxonomy places the organism in Eukaryota, Metazoa, Priapulida, Priapulimorpha, Priapulimorphida, Priapulidae. Gene Ontology annotation, biological process: meiotic attachment of telomere to nuclear envelope; homologous chromosome pairing at meiosis. The transcript has 9 exons. The record is from RefSeq and is a predicted model, not a curated record.
AUGACGUUGACACUGGCUCCCGAGUCUACCAACAUGUGCAGUGGAAAAGGACAGAUGUUGGUAAGGACCUCCGGCUGCCUUCAGACCUUGAUCAGCAUCCUGCAGAGGUGCGGACUUGGAGGCAGCUGGUCCCUCGAUGCAGCCCGCAUUCAGUUCUGGGGAGCCGUCAUCAGUGCCAUCUCUGCUUGCCUCAACAACCCACGCAAUGAACAGAACCAGGGUCUGUGUAGCAUGGUGCUCGCCAGGGUUGUUCACCUGCUGGUCGUCGCCUCGGACAGAGGCGAUGAAAGACAUUCACUGGUUCCUGCCUUGGCUUCACUCACUGGCCAGUGCGUGGCUGGCAAUGUUCACAACCAAGAACAGAUGUGCAGCAGUGGUGCGCUCGAAGAGCUCGGCCGUGUCUUUAGACGGCUAUCACAACUGUCCUGUAGCGGACGCAGCAUGCAGAUCCUUGCCUGCAUAGCAAACGCCAUCGACGCGUGCGUGACAGACUACUGUCAAGGGUCUAUCCUUGUUGGCAGUCUGGGAGUGGUGGAAGCUCUAGUCCAGCUGCUAGCUGAGCCGUCUGCAGAGACUGACAUCACGCACAAGACGAAAUUCCUUCUCACUCUAGCCCACCUGGUUGAUGACAAUGACGAGAACAGACAGAGAGCGGUGGACGCUCACGGGGUGCCGGUGAUUGUAAAGUGCCUUGCUGAGACCGGUGAUCCGGAGUUCAGCAGGACUGCUCAGUUUCUACUCCACACCUGCUUUUCCCCCUCAGGAGAGCUAGCCGAUAACCCUGGCAGUGAUAACACUGCCUGCAGGGAGGCGAUGAAACAAUGCUCCGAAUUAUCAGAGAGUGAUCAAUACUGGAGCAGAGAGGUGCUGUCGCGCCUGCAGAACGUCCAGCACACGCUGGACAGCAUGAACACCCACGACACGAGGGCGACACCAGGUGGCGCUACCCACGACACGAGGGCGACACCAGGGGCGACGGUGGACAGGCGACGCUGCGCGCGACACCGCCGCAGCUUCCCCUAG